Spea bombifrons (plains spadefoot toad) is the source of this 3182-nucleotide messenger RNA. Its product is annotated as V-type proton ATPase 116 kDa subunit a 4-like. The transcript is spliced from 21 exons. Gene Ontology annotation, cellular component: vacuolar proton-transporting V-type ATPase, V0 domain; vacuolar proton-transporting V-type ATPase complex; plasma membrane. Gene Ontology annotation, biological process: proton transmembrane transport; vacuolar acidification. The record is from RefSeq and is a predicted model, not a curated record. Bases 418 to 2964 code for a protein of 848 amino acids. NCBI's taxonomy places the organism in Eukaryota, Metazoa, Chordata, Amphibia, Anura, Pelobatidae. Gene Ontology annotation, molecular function: ATPase binding; proton-transporting ATPase activity, rotational mechanism.
GCUGGGCUGUUAUUACCUAAAACACCAGCUCUGCUGACACAACACAGGGGAGUGUGCGGGGCACGGGGAGGCAAUAAACACCCCAGGGAGUGGGAACCAGUCCCAUUCUGCUCCUCUCUGCCCCAUUCUGCCCUCACCGUUGGACGUUCCUAUGGUUGGGGUUGCUGUUCCUAAAACAGUAGCCCCCUCCCUCCCCAUCGCAGACCGCCUCCCGUCAGCUCCAAACGUCAGCCUCCAACCUUCUAAAUAGUCCUUUCAUGGGGAGAACGGUUUAGUUUUUAUUAAAGCGUAUGAAUGAACCGGAGGAGGCCGUCCAGCCGGAGAGCCAAGAACUGAGAAGAGACAACAGUGCGGUGUUUGUAAGCUCCUGGCUCGUCUUCUCCCGCUGAGUCCCCGAUCAGGGAAGUCCAGGCCAAGAUGUCGUCGUUGUUUCGGAGCGAGGAGAUGUGUCUGAACCAGCUGUUCCUGCAGGUGGAGGCUGGGUACUGCUGCAUCGCCGAACUGGGGGAACUGGGACUGGUUCAGUUCCGGGACUUGAAUGUCAACACCAACAGCUUCCAGCGAAGAUACGUGAAUGAGGUCCGUCGAUGUGAGGGAAUGGAGAGGAUUCUUCGAUUCUUGCAAAGUGAAAUGGAAACUGACAAGAUUGAGAUCCGCACCCCCGAGAAGCCCCCGAAGACCCCGCUGCCCCGGGAAAUGAUUGACUUGGAGACAGUUCUGGAGAAGCUGGAGGGAGAGCUUCAGGAGGUAAACCGAAACCAGCAAACGCUCAAACAGAACUUCCUGGAGCUGACGGAACUCAAGCAUCUCCUGAAGAAGACUCAGGAUUUCUUUGAGGCAGAAGCCAACCUUCCAGACGAUUUCUUUAAUGAGGACACCAGUAGCCUCCUGGAGCUGAGAACUGUCCCCUCCGCUGCUGCCGCGGGCAAACUGGGGUUCACCGCCGGGGUGAUCGGAAGGGAGAGAAUGGCAACGUUCGAGAGGCUGUUAUGGAGAGUUUGCAGGGGCAAUAUAUACAUGAAAUACAGCGAACUGGACACGAGCCUGGAAGAUCCCAUCACAAAAGAAGAAGUAAAGAAGAAUGUUUUCAUCAUAUUCUAUCAGGGAGACCAACUGAAACAGAAAAUUAAGAAAAUUUGUGAUGGAUUUAAAGCCACAGUUUAUCCGUGCCCCGAGUCACAGAGUGAACGGAGGGACAUGGCAUCCGAUGUGAACACAAGGAUAGAAGAUUUAAACACGGUUAUCACCCAGACGGAAUCGCACCGGCAGCGGGUGCUGUUGGAGGCAGCUCAGAAUCUGUACAGUUGGGGCAUAAAAGUGAAAAAAAUGAAGGCCGUAUAUCAUGUGAUGAAUUUGUGCAACAUCGAUGUCACCCAGCAGUGUGUCAUCGCAGAGAUCUGGUACCCAGUCGCUGACAAAGAACGCAUCAAGCGGGCUCUUCAGCUGGGCAUGGAACGCAGCGGUUCCACCAUCAACCCCAUUCUGACCAACAUAUCCACCAAGCUGGAGCCACCAACCUUUAAUCGCACCAACAAGUUCACAGCGGGCUUCCAAAAUAUUGUGGAUGCUUACGGAGUCGCGAAUUACAGGGAAAUGAACCCAACUCCGUACACCAUCAUCACGUUCCCCUUCCUCUUCGCGGUGAUGUUUGGAGACUGCGGUCACGGCGCCGUCAUGCUGGGAUUUGGUCUCUGGAUGGUGCUGAAUGAACGCAACUUACUAGCGUCAAAAAGCAACAACGAGAUCUGGAACACGUUUUUUGGAGGACGCUACUUGAUACUUCUAAUGGGCGUCUUCUCCAUCUAUACCGGAUUCAUCUACAAUGACUGCUUCUCCAAAUCCUUUGACAUAUUCGGUUCGUCUUGGCGAGUGCGGCCAAUGUUUACCAACGGCUCGUGGAACACUAAGUUGCUGCACGAGGGAAUUCAGCUGCAGCUUGAUCCUGCGGUGCCUGGAGUCUACUCCGGAAACCCUUAUCCUUUCGGGAUUGACCCGAUCUGGAAUAUCGCUAAGAAUAAGCUGACCUUCCUGAACUCAUACAAGAUGAAGAUGUCUGUGGUCAUGGGGAUCACUCAGAUGGUCUUUGGGGUGAUUAUCAGCCUUUUAAAUCACAUACACUUCAAGAGACACAUCAACAUUAUCCUGCAGUUCGUUCCGGAGAUCAUCUUUAUUCUGUGUCUCUUUGGGUACUUGGUCUUCAUGGUUAUCUUCAAAUGGUGCACGUAUAAUGUGUACAACUCGCAGAAAGCACCGAGCAUUCUCAUUCACUUCAUCAACAUGUUCCUCUUCAAUUACAAUGACCCGACCAACGCUCCGCUCUACGGGCAUCAGCAAGAAGUGCAAACUUUCCUGGUGAUUUUCGCCCUCAUCGCGGUGCCCUGGAUGCUGCUGAUAAAACCCUUCAUCCUUCGAGCCAACCACCUGAAAUCUCAGCGCAUGUUACAGUCAUCUCCGCUACAUGAAGACCAGACUGAGAUGAUAGAUGUGGAAAAUGCCCAGGGCAAUCACACAAAAGGUGCUGCUCAUGAAGAACAUGGCGGACACGAUCAUGGUGGAGGACAUGGAGAACAUGGCGAGGGGUUUGAUUUUGGGGACGUGUUUGUUCAUCAAGCCAUUCACACCAUAGAGUACUGUCUGGGAUGCAUUUCCAAUACGGCCUCCUACCUGCGGCUCUGGGCCUUGAGUCUGGCCCAUGCGCAGCUCUCCGAGGUGCUGUGGAGCAUGGUGAUGCAUUUUGGACUCUCCAGUGCAGGAUGGGGAGGACUUAUUGGUGUCUUCAUUAUAUUCGCCGCUUUUGCUGUCCUCACGGUGGCCAUCCUGCUGGUCAUGGAAGGUCUGUCUGCCUUCCUGCACGCGCUCAGGCUCCACUGGGUGGAGUUCCAGAACAAGUUUUACUCAGGAACGGGCCAGAUGUUCAGCCCGUUCUCCUUCCAGCGUAUCUUAGAUGGAACUGAUGUUGAUUAAAGGAGAUGCCCAACCGUCGGCUCUGCCCAGACCUCCAGACACAAAUAUCUCCUAAUAAAAAUGACAAAAAAUACUGAAUUAUGGGGUUCCUACGUGACUCCAUCUGGGCUGCCCAUGUAGAAUAACUCUUGGGUUAGACUCCUUUGCACAAUAUUUUGUGUGCUUUAAUAAAAGGAAGAAGCUGAAUAAAAACUAAUUUAUAUGAAAGUUUUCUACAA